Messenger RNA from Closterium sp. NIES-67, 1366 nucleotides. NCBI's taxonomy places the organism in Eukaryota, Viridiplantae, Streptophyta, Zygnematophyceae, Desmidiales, Closteriaceae. The record is from the annotation of a GenBank genome assembly.
UAGAGCAGCAGCAGGUGUCGACUUGGCCACCGCCUGUCGCUCCCAUCCUACCUUCCUUCUUUGGCAGGAAACGCCUCAUAUUCGCUGCUCUUUCCCGCCAGCUUUCCCCAUCGCUCUAUCUUCCCUUCGUGCACUGUCGAGCAAGCAUUUCGGCAUGGCGUCGAUGGUGAUCAGCGACGCAUAUGCGGUUGCUGCUGUUACGUCAGUCGCUGUGCUUCCAUCUUCAUGCACAGGCAGCCAACCCGCUUCCUCCGUCGCUUUUCCGCGGACAUUCUUUAGCGGAGCAAACGCGAGCAGCAGCCGCGCCACCAGCGGAUCGAGGCAGGCGUUGAGGGGACACGUGGCAGCAGGAGCGCAAUCGGCGGCUGCAAGGCGGUCGGUGGCUGUGCGAGCCAGUGUAGAAGCGACCAACGGUGCAACCGAGGUGGUUCCCCCUCGCAGUGUGUCUGUGGUGCUGCUGGCGGGCGGAGUGGGCAAGCGCAUGGGGGCCAAUAUGCCGAAGCAGUAUCUGCCGGUGUGCAACCAACCCAUUGCGCUCUACAGUUUCUUCACAUUCGCUGCCAUGCCUGAGGUCAAGGAGAUAGUGGUGGUGGCAGACCCCAGCUACCACGACCUCUUCCAAGAGGCGUCUGCGCGAAUCACCAUCCCGCUCAGCUUUGCUUUGCCCGGCAAGGAGCGCCAGGACUCGGUGUUCAACGGGCUGCAGAAGAUCAGCUCUGAGUCGGCCCUGGUGGCCGUGCACGACUCUGCUCGCCCUCUCGUCACUCCCAAGGAUACCCUCCAGGUCUUUUCCGAUGCCAUGACUCACGGAGCUGCUGUUCUUGCCGUGCCCUCCAAGGCUACUAUCAAGGAGUCUGAUGGCAAGGGCUUUGUGCACCGCACUUUGGACCGGCGUCUUCUGUGGGAGAUGCAGACGCCACAGGUGAUGCGGCCACAGCUGCUGCGAGACGGCUUCGAGCUCGUCAACAGGGAGGGACUGGAGGUGACGGAUGAUGUGUCGAUUGUGGAGUAUCUCAAGCAGCCGGUCAAGAUCACUGAGGGCGCGUACACCAACAUCAAGGUCACGACUCCCGAUGACUUGCUGCUGGCGGAGCGCAUUAUCGGGUGCUCCGUCGAAAAAGCGCCCCUUGCAGCAGCUGCGUAAGCAAGCAGCUACACUACAACUUUGCGCGAGCCAAAUGGUCUCGUUUAGUUUUUUUUUUUGCGAUUCCUUUGAACUCAACAUGUUGGUGUAGUUUUCCUGCAUCUUUAGGGUCUAUAUAGUAGCUUAGGAGGGACAUAGCAUGCCAUCUUGAAAUGGAGCAGCCUUGUCUUGAUACACAUGAACUGCCUUUUUUUUGGUGUUGAAGGCUGGUUGCGCGACGUG